GGCGGCGUGAUGCCGCGUUUCUUGGAGGCGGCCGCGAGGCAGCUGGCGAGUACCUGCCCGGGCCAGGCGCGGUUCCUGCUGUGGACGCUGAGCUGCUGCCGAGAUGAAGAAUUUGAAAAAGAGAGGAUAUGUCCUUACUGCUUCCAGUUCCUGGUUCCUGACAGCUACCGGGUGCGGCUGAAGCCAAAGAUGAAAGUGACCCCACAGAUAGAGAAAAUUCUUAAACGCAAGGCAAAGAACUACAAACUGAAUAUGAAACAGAUAAAGCUUUUGAAAAAGUACUGGGACUCCAGAAGUGUUCUGCUUGUUACUUGUAACUCAUGCAACAAAACAACAAGACAUUAUGGUAAAAGCUGGGAUUUUCUGGCUACCAAGACCCACAGCUCAGGCACUCCAACUACUGAAUCUAGCCUGAAGACACCAGAUGUAAAAAUCCAAUCUGCAAACAAAAUGACACCUGCAAGCUGCAGUAGGUUGGGAUCCAAAGGGAACACUCCUUCAUCACUCUCCAGAACUUGUGUAUCUGGACAGGCGACAACCAGCUCCAUUUCCAGGACUCCCCGAAACUCCAAAUUUCACUUUACUAAGCUAAAACGGAUGCUUAACCUAGAAGAAAAAGAGAAAAGCCAGAAGGUGGAUUUGAAAAGCUUCCUGACUUUACUUUAGUUUCAGAAUAAUAAUAAUUACAGCAGUAAAUACUGUUCCGAUUUUAAUAAAUGACUGGUGAUUUUCUUAUGAA
This is a messenger RNA of Meleagris gallopavo (turkey), 739 nucleotides long. RefSeq names its product ribonuclease MRP subunit p24 (gene RMP24). The record is from RefSeq and is a predicted model, not a curated record. Lineage: Eukaryota; Metazoa; Chordata; Aves; Galliformes; Phasianidae.